Messenger RNA from Rubroshorea leprosula, 1184 nucleotides. NCBI's taxonomy places the organism in Eukaryota, Viridiplantae, Streptophyta, Magnoliopsida, Malvales, Dipterocarpaceae. The record is from the annotation of a GenBank genome assembly.
AAAAUACGCACAAAAUUUUUGGCCGGAAAAAUGUGAGAGGAAGCUCGAUUUUUUGAAUCCCGCUGCGCUGCUGUCUUCCUCUUGGUGGAAAUCGUCAGUCGUCAGUUUCCAGUGUCUCUGUCGAACAUCAGAACCUCACAUUUCUUUGAUUUUUUACGUAGCCGAUCCAAAUUCCUCCGCAUUUUAAUAUACACCACAAUCGCAAUGUAUGUUUCCCCGCGUCUCUCCAGUCUUCCUCUCCUCACUCCAUCACUCCUUCUUUUCGAAUGGCUCGUGUCGUUGCUCGCGCCACCGCUUCUUUUCCCGUCAAUCUGUCCACCGAUGCAGUCUCCUUCGGCUUUUCUGUUGGUUUGGCGUCGGUACGAUGUACGAAUCCCCUCACCGUCUCUUCGAUAUUCGGUGGGAGAUUUCAUGCUCUGUGCGGAGAGGAUGGGAAGGUGUUGAGAAGGCUAGGAACGGUUUUUGGUUUGCAGAGAGAGUACCGGAAUGUGAAGACGCCGCCGGUGAACAAGAAGGUGAAGGAGUUGGAGCUCAGUGGUCAGUAUUGAAAUUGAAGACGGCUUGCCUGAUGAUCCUGAACUCUUGGUAUAUACCUCGCUCCAUGUAUAUAUUGACAGAUUGUUUGUCUUUAUGUUGUAUUUACUUAAAGUUCUGCUUGAUUCUAGAUAAAGAUGCAUGAAAUACAAUGCAGAGGUAUUGCGAAGCCAUAACUGUUACGAUCCUAUUAGCGAAACUGUAGCUAGAUUUCUUUUUUAAGUUAUUGAUGUUGAAAGCUUGUCUGUUGAAUUUAAUGUAAUUUUUUAAAAGCUGAAAUUGCAUCAAAGAAGCAAACUGAAAGUAAAAAAAAAUGAAGGAACUGCCCCGAAAUUGUUCAUCAUUGUUUUAUGUACUGCUCUUAUUUUAAUAAUUGGAUUCAGGUCUACUUCUACUAUAUUUUUGCUUUGAUGUAAUUCUUUCAUAUUUUUUUUCCCUUUUUUUUUGUAUGCUUUGCAGAGUAUUGCAGAAUUGCUUCGUCUUAAUGUGCCAAUGGCAAUGAAGUCAGCUUUCGAUGGUUUAAAGGAUUCAAAUUAUAAAACUAGAGAUAUGGCCAUACAGGAUCUUGCUGGUUUUGAAAGUGUGAAGUUGUCUAUACUCCUUUGCAAUGAUGAGUUCAUUCGAAAACUUAAUAAAGAAUGGAGGGAUGA